Molecule: messenger RNA, 1695 nt
Organism: Bradysia coprophila
Lineage: Eukaryota; Metazoa; Arthropoda; Insecta; Diptera; Sciaridae
Source: RefSeq, a predicted model, not a curated record
AUUAACAGAAGUUCACAAAGUUGGUGAACAAAAAAAACUGCUGAAGCUGCUGCUGAAAUUUGAUUCUCCCAAUCACUAUACAUCCAGACUCCGCGCCGAAUAAAAUGGCAGCUUCGCUCGAUCAGCAUGAACAAUAUAAAACACCGAACGUAAUUCUGUUGCUGCAUAAAGAUUCACUGCAGUACUCCACAGUUGGUGAUUAUCCCGAAUUCGAAACAAAACGUCCGUUAAGGCGUUUCGUCCCGCUGGACAGAUCGAGUGAAAUCAAAUUUUUGAAGACCAUAGCCUUACUGGUUGUUCAUAUUGUGAUUGACCCGCUGUUCUACGAUGAAGAGUUUCUCAAACUUGUCAGGACAAUGUGUGGCAACAUCAAACGACUGACGAUCGACGCAAAUUUGUUGGAACAAGCAGAGUGCACGUACAAGCAGAAAAUGGUGGACGUAACGAACCCUGAAGCAAUGUUCCUAACACUGGAAACUUUCAUUGCUGGUCUCGAUGGAAUUGAGGAGCUCUAUUUCGGACCGAUGCUGCAUCUGACUGAAGAAUUUUACGAAGAAACCUUCAAACGCCCUCCACGCUACGAAGGUAAAGUGUGUGGAUGUGUAGAGCCCACACAUUAUCAUCCCAAAUUCUCCACGGACGUCAUCAACAGUUUGAACUCGAGUCUAAAGAAGAUUUUUUUCAACAAUGCUCAAGUUGACGCGUUCGAUUUACGAGAGAUUGCUGAUACCUGUCCCAUUGUUAUCAUACCAAUGUGUGUCAGCGACGAAAACCCGUUUCUCAAGCAGAAAGGUGAAUUUUUACACACCUGCCUGAAUAGAUUAACCAAUUUGAGAGCUCUAUCAAUCGAAUAUUUUGACAAUUGCUACCAUUCCGAAACCGUUCAGGAGCUGAUCUUGAACACACUCUCCGGAGACUUCAAAAUUCACGAAAUGUUUCCCAACGUAAAAACACUCCGAGUAAGAAUUUUCUGCCCGUUUGUGAUGGAUAUGUCGAAAACUGGAAACGAGGGGCUGUACGACGAUGUUGUUUUGGACGAAUUGGAAGUGGAAGAACAGAUUCCCUGUUUCUGCAACGGUCAACCUGACGUAAAGUCAAGCGAUGACCAUGGCGACAUUGAAUUGCAGACGUUAUUGCAUUCGUCCUUCCUACGUUGUUCUCUCGGAAUCGAAUCGUCACGCAAUCAGUGUAACAUCAAUUGCCACUGUGUUGAUGUGGCGAAAAUCGGUUUGCUAAAGAAUUUGAAUGUGAUCAAAUUGCGUUGCUUCGAUGAUAUGGUUGCACGAUUCAUAUCCAAUCUGCAAGAGAGUGGAAGCACUGCCAACAUUAUUGUAUAUGAAAAGAGUCGCUUCGAGGGAAGUGGCGAUCAUCACUCCCUAUGGAAUAAUUUGGUCAGUCUAGCCGAAACAAUGAAAAUUGUUCCACAUGAUAAGAUUGAGGUGGUCAUGAAGAAGGUGAACGACGACAUCAAGAUGAAGAGAAUCAGAAACAAACUGGGCCAGUUCAUUCCUGAUGAUGUCAAAAUUACUUUUGCUGAAUGAUCGAUUUUGUCGAAAUUUGUCAUUGGACGUGUUCGAAUGCGUUUUCAUUUUGAUUGUCUUUGAAGUUAACCAUCCAGUUUCUAUAAUUGUCAUUCAACAAAUAAAUGUUUUCGUUAGCCAAAAUUAUUCUUGGUUAAACUUGUAAGUUUCCGUC